This is a messenger RNA of Metarhizium acridum CQMa 102, 348 nucleotides long. It is a transcript of the gene CGR1, whose product is annotated as rRNA-processing protein cgr1. Lineage: Eukaryota; Fungi; Ascomycota; Sordariomycetes; Hypocreales; Clavicipitaceae. The record is from RefSeq and is a predicted model, not a curated record.
AUGCUUCUCUGGCAAUCACGCGAAGAGGAACGGCUUUGGACUCUGACACCCGCACGUUCAGGCAAGCAGUGGCAUGAACAGAAAAAGGCCUUUCGCCCAACCAAGGGCUUGACCACCUUUGAGAAACGAGCGAAAGAAAGAGCCGCUAUGGCUCAAAUGAAGGCAAAGGAGAAGGAGAUGAAGGAGGAGAAGGAGGCAAUGAGGAAGGAAAAAAUCGAGAAAAUCCGAGAAAAACGUGCCAAGAAGGAGGAAAAAGAGCGUUACGAGAAGAUGGCGGAGACGAUGCACCGCAAGCGCGUUGAGCGAUUGAAGAGAAAAGAGAAGCGCAACAAGCUUAUCAAUUCAUGA